CGGUAUAAUGUGAGCGAGCCAAUCGGCGCUUUGGGGGAGGGCAGGGCGCCACCCUCCUGGGUCCUUCUCUCGAAGUGCAUGUGAGGCAGAAGGAGGACAAUGCGAAACUUGUGUUAGUUUUAGUUCUUGGACUUGUAAAGGUAUUCGAUUUUAUCGAUGCAUUUGGUGAAGCUGAAGUAGCCGGUAGGCCGGGGCACUGCACCCGAAUGGGAAGCGCGGCACUUCGGCAUCUCAUUUGCUGCUGGAGACUAGCCAGGCAAAGCCUAGAUGCACCAUAUGAAUUAACUUACGAUAUUUCACAUCCUUAAGUGAGAACGAGAAAGAGUUUACUUUAAGUGUUACCUGGGUUUGGCGUCUGUUUGACAGAGAAACUAAAUAAAUAGGAAGUAAGGUUUAAAAGAAGACGCGGACUUUGGGGUUCCUGCCAUGUGUAGGGAGGUGUUCCUUCUUUGAACUGGACCCUACUCUGACGCCUGAAGCACCCCCUCCAGGUCCCGGGGCAGGAUGGGUUCGCUCCGGCGGCCCCGGCCGCGGUUCAUGAGCUCCCCGGUGCUGACAGACUUGCCCCGGUUCCACGCCAGUGCACCUGCGUUACAGCUCACUAACGCCAGCGUCUGGAACAGCGUCCAGUCUGCUGUGAUCAAGGUUUUCCAGGGAGGAGGUCUACAAAGCAAUGAGCUCUUCUCCCUCAAUGAGAGCAUCAGGUGGCUACUCAAGACAGAACUGGGCUCCUUCUUCAAAGAGUAUUUCCAGAAUAAGCUCCUGAACAAAGGUCUGGAACACAUUGCUGAGAAGAUCCAGCUGUGUGAGGGUGAUGGCCAGCUUCUUAUUUUGUCUGAGAUGUGGAGUAGGUUCUUCAUGGAGAUCCUGCCAACGCUACAGGCUAUUUUUUACCCAGUACAGGGCCAGGAGCUGAGCGUGAGGCAGAUGGCCCUGUUGGGCUUCAGGGACCUGGUACUGCUGAAGCUGCAGCUGGAAGAACUGCUUCCCCCGGUGCCAACGUUGCCCCCUCCCGCCAUCACUCAGAUGCUGCUUGUGCUGCAGGGCAUCCAUGAGCCCAGUGGGCCCAGUCAGGAAUACUGUCAGCUGGAGAAGCUAGUGGACAUGGUGGUGUCCCCCUAUCUGGGCAAUUACCUGCACCGGAGCCCGGCCACAUGCGUUAUAGAGCACCAGCCUGGUUGGUCCAGGACUGCCCACCUCGAUCAGCCAGAGAUCUUGAUAACCCAGCACACCGUGGACUCCUCCUCCUCCUCCCUGACACCCCUCGUCGAGCAAGAGGGAGAGGCCUACCUAGAGAAGGCAGGGGGUAUGCGGCGCCACACGGUGGCCAGCGCCCACUCGGACUUGCAGCUGCUGACUAUAACAGGUGCAAAGCGCCCUGCGAGAGCGGUGGCCCGUGAUUCUGGGGAGGACCUCCGUACGGCACAGAGGCACGUCGCCGGCAAGCCGCUCAUCUUGAAGGACGCGAUGGCGCUGCCCCUCCAGCAAGACCGUGCCGAGUUCAGCUGCCCUUCUCCAAGCUAGAAGACAUAGGGGGGCAUGCUGGCAACUGAGAGCAAGCGGGACUUUGGAGUCUGGGCAAGUGUCUCUGACUGAGAACUCGGGGGUAGAGGGCUAUUCUCCCCUGCUGGUGAAACCGCCUGUCUGUGCUGGAGGGUGGCCAUUUCCAUGAGUUCUAGCCCAGCCCGGGCACAGCCACUGUGAUGGUAGCACCUAGAUUUUACUGGUGCUGUGCCAGGUAGCAUAGCAACAGGCUCUGCUUUCAUCUGACAGAGUCCAUGUGAGAUUGGCCAAACCCAUUAAUCUCGUGUGGCAGUGUGUGGAACCCUGCUGGGGGUUUACACUGUCCACACAGCGUUAAACCCUAACCCUUGGUAGGCUCUUAUAGGAAGGAGAUUUUAGCUUUUCUGGAGCAGUGAGUAUGUGAUGAAAACCUGAUUGCGGUACUCUGUAUGAAACUUACAAACAUGGUUUUCAUAUUGGUUUACUGUAUGAUGACUGACUUUUUUAAGAAAAGCCUGUUCAGUUCCUGUUAGUCUGGUGGGUGCCUAACCAUUUGUUCCCUCUUGGAAUCUGUUAGUAUUUUUAACAAUGGUAAGAAGUUUUAAGUGUUAUGGUAAAUAAAUGCAUUUUCAUGAACCA
This is a messenger RNA of Paramormyrops kingsleyae, 2142 nucleotides long. RefSeq names its product proline rich 5 like (gene prr5l). The record is from RefSeq and is a predicted model, not a curated record. NCBI's taxonomy places the organism in Eukaryota, Metazoa, Chordata, Actinopteri, Osteoglossiformes, Mormyridae. Gene Ontology annotation, cellular component: TORC2 complex. Gene Ontology annotation, biological process: TORC2 signaling.